AUGCUGAAAAAGACGAGAUCGACUAGCACGACAUCAACACGAGCCACCAUUCGCACAACCACCUCAUCCGAACUGUCUUUUGCAAGCAGUAGUAGCGGUAGUCGUAUUGGUGCUGCAUCCGUUAGUGACGCGAGUACAUCAAUGAGCACCUAUAGCAUGGAUGAUCCACUUUCUCCUUUUCGCAUCUCAGUGGGCUCAGCAGCAUGUCCACCUGUAACUGCUUUAUCCACGUAUGAUGAUGUCGAUGUCAUUGAUGAUUUGUAUUCCUUCUUUGCAACCGAACUUGAUGCUGGCAAACUUGAUUUGGCAGCUGUCGACCUUCAGUUACAAAAUAGAGAGCGUAUCCUCAAAGAACUCUUCGACAAUGAGGGCCGUUACAUUGCAAAGUUGCAGGCAGCAGUUGAAUACUACAAAAAGCCAAUGAUGGCGACCUUUCGACAAUCCUCCAACACAACCUCCACUUCAUCGUCUUCCUUGCCUCGGAAUUUCUUGUCCUCCAACAAGGCAGCUGGUGUCAUUCGUGGCAACGAUGUUGAAAUUGUCUUUGGCAACCUUGAAGAUCUGCUCAAGAUCAGUCGUCGUUUCUAUAAUGGUCUCAAAGACAGGUUUCGAAUCUGGGGCCCGACGCAGCUCUUGUCAGAUAUCAUUGAGCCUUUGGUGCUAGAUGCACCAUCCUAUAUUUCGUAUUACGAGAACUACGUUGUUGCAAUGAGUGUCCUGGAACGAAUGGCUCGUACACCCGCCACAAAGAAAUACGUGGAGCCAAUGGGUGAAUUCGGUGGAGCAGGUCAAAUCUCGUUGUUCUCAUUACUAAGCCUGCCCUUGUACGCUGUCCCCCGAUAUGCAAAGAUCCUCAAAGACCUGGUGCUGCAAACCGAUCCACAUCACCCCGAUGCUCAGAAACUUGCCCAAUGUUCGUUGCGAAUGAAUCGCUUGGAUCACAGCAUGCGCCCAUUACAACAAAGGUGUCAAAACAUAAGCCGAUUAGUGGAAAUGAUCACCCUUGUACGCAAUUGCCCCAUUCUGUUGGAUGAGCCACGACAAUUCAUCAUGCGAGGUCAAUUGACAAGUGUGGGUGUCGGCAGCUACGGCCAUCGAGAUGAUCGACGCAUGUACUUUUUAUUGAACGACAUGUUGAUAUUUGCUCGGCCAAGGGACAAUGAUUCAUCUUCGUCGUCAUCAUCCUCAACAUCAUCACCAUCAUCAUCGCUUUAUUUCAAGGGCAAGAUUGAUCUUCGUGAUGCUGUGGUUCGGGAACUGCCUAAAAAGAAGCUCAAUCACCCUUAUGCGUUUGAGAUCACUAUCAACUCGACAGAUCCCACCUACAAGUACGCUGAUGACAUUGAUGCUCUAUUAGCUGCCGCUGGCGGGUCUACGGCUGAAGUGUUCUAUCUCAAAGCGGAUUCCAAAGAAGCUAUGAACAUGUGGAUGGCAGAAUUGCAAAACGUCAUUAACCAGCUCAAGCCUCCUCGAAGGAGGUAA
Lichtheimia ornata is the source of this 1482-nucleotide messenger RNA. RefSeq lists its product as uncharacterized. The record is from RefSeq and is a predicted model, not a curated record. The transcript is spliced from 6 exons. The coding region runs from base 1 to 1482 and encodes 493 amino acids. NCBI's taxonomy places the organism in Eukaryota, Fungi, Mucoromycota, Mucoromycetes, Mucorales, Lichtheimiaceae. Gene Ontology annotation, molecular function: guanyl-nucleotide exchange factor activity.